UUCCUGAGCGCUAGAAAGGGGCGGUUCCGCGCGUGGGCAGGAGAAGGAGGGGCAGAGAAGCAGCGUGGCCGGAGCUCUCGAAGCUCCCCGGGCAGUUCCUGCUCCCUGCGCGGGAGCCACCAUGACCAGCAACGGAGCAGGCAAUGGGGGCGCCCCUCCGGCGCGCAACGGAGUCCCCGGCGCUCUUCCCCCGGCGGUGAAGCCUUUGUUGCUCGGCAAGAGUUACGACGUCUCCGGCAAGGUGAUGCUGCUUGGAGAUUCAGGUGUGGGGAAGACCUGCUUCCUCGUCCAGUUCAAAGAUGGAGCCUUCCUCUCUGGGACCUUCAUAGCUACUGUCGGGAUAGACUUCCGGAAUAAAGUGGUAACAGUGGAUGAUGUAAAAGUGAAACUGCAGAUUUGGGACACCGCCGGUCAGGAAAGGUUCCGGAGUGUAACACACGCAUACUAUCGUGAUGCACAAGCUCUCCUUCUCCUUUAUGAUAUCACCAGCAAAGUCUCCUUUGACAGUAUUCGGGCUUGGCUCACAGAAAUCCAUGAAUAUGCCCACAAGGAUGUGGUUAUCAUGCUUCUGGGUAAUAAGGCUGACAUGAGCAGUGAGCGAGUUAUCAAAACAGAAGAUGGGGAAUCCUUAGCCAGGGAAUACGGAGUGCCUUUCAUGGAGACCAGUGCCAAGACUGGUAUGAAUGUGGAACUGGCAUUUCUGGCCAUUGCAAAAGAGCUCAAGCAGCGAGCUGUGAAGCAGCUGGAUGAGCCCAGGUUCCAAAUCCAUGACUACAUUGAGUCAGAGAAGAGGCGGCCCAACUGCUGUACUUUUCUCUAAAAGGAAGAAGAUGCUAAGGCAGAGUCUGAAUGACCUACUGCUAAAGAGGAGCAGAGUGCCACCCAGGAGAUGCAGGGAAGGAAGGAAAAAAAUUGGGGGGGGGGCUCUACUCCAAAGACAUUACUUUUUAGAGAAUCCUUUUAGAGACUGUACAUAGGAAGUAUAUGUCUGUUGCUGGUUGCCAUAUGUGAAUGUGAAGGAAGAGUUAAGAACUUUGCACCUGUGAAAGAAUGUAAAGGCAAUCAGGUUUUAUAGUAUUACUCAGGCCUGUCAUUUACUGGUAAGAGGAAAGGUAUGGCCCACACCAAAGCAAAUCAAGCUUUCUCUUAAUUCUCACAGCCCUGCUCUUUGCUUUGAAAAAAGAGGGAGCAGUUGACCGGGAGCUACAUGGAAGAUUUUCUCUUUCAAAGGCCAUGGGAAACCUUUGGAUAAUUAAAAAAAAAAGGUUAAUUAAAAGUAUUGCCCUAAAAAGGCACAGUUUGUAUGCAUACUGAAACCAGCAGGAAUAUUUAGUGAAGUAAAAGUAGACAGAUUUCCUUUGACCUCUGGCCUUUCCUGCUUCCCACACCCAAAGAUCCUGCCAAGAGAGUUGCUUUGCUUCUCCUCCCUUCCUCCCUCGGCCCAAGGACGGGAUCUAAGUGUGUCUUUUGUCCGGGCUGGAACAUCAAGAAAAUGCUGCUGACUGGAGUUAGCUAGAGAGAGACCACUAUAUUUUUAUGACCAUAAACAAAGUGUUAGAAAGUUGAUUUGUUUGUUUUGAUGAUGCAACGAAAGACCAUUUGGGGAAAAAAGAAGAGUCAGCACGCUGGUGUUAACAGGCUAGAAAGUUCUAGCAUCUGCUCUUCAGAUGGACAAGGCGGCUUCCGAGUUCGUUUCCUCAGAAAACAACCAGGAUAUAUGUAUACCAUGAAGUGGUUGCUCCUCGUGAGUUUUUUGGUCCCUUCUUACAAGCACAUCUUGGGAUUCUUCAGAAGAAGUGAAUGUUUUUAUAAUUAUUAAGCACUCAAUCCCAAAUAUUCUGGAAGAGGGAAAUUUAUGUUUGAACUAAGCUCAUUUCUGUCACAUAACCAUGUUUUAUAAGCACACGUCAUUUAGAACGGGCUGGGUGUUUCGCCAUCAUUCCAGCGCAUCCAACCACGUACAUUCAAACCACCAUAUGCAGCCCAGGGAAUUGCAUUGGCAGCCUAUAAAUAUACAUAUAUAUGAAGCAUGUAGCCCCCAGAUAAGAAGACUGUAACAUUGGGUUGCAGUAGGAUUUCUCUAUGGAGAGUUGGUUCUGGAUGGCAGUGAUCCUUCUCCCCUUUACUCUAUCCUGCUGCAUCUCUUUCCAUUGGGUUGGUAGAUUAUUGCCAGCUGUCCCAACAGCUGUUCAACCAGGACAAUCUCAACCAGAUUAGUUUGCAGACUUCUUUCCAGGAAGGAGGAGGAAGAGGAUGGGGAGCCCUUCCUCCAGCCAGUAGGCAGACAGGGGUAACUUAUAAACUGGUCGACUGCAUUUGGAUAUGAAGGAGACAGAGGGGAAAUGAUUGGUUGGGUGAGGCUGGGGCCCAGGAAUAGUCUGUGAUGGGUCAGGAAUGCUUUGAUAUCAGGCUGAGACAUCACAGAGAAAUAUCCAAGACCAAAUGCCAGGUUUUGUCUACCUGUGUUCAGAUACACCAUACCAUGCAAUGCAUUUUUGACUUGAAUUUUCCUUCCAAAUUUAACUCGUCAUCUAGCUCAGAGCUGUCUUUCCCCUUUCCUGCUUCUGGAAGUAAGCAACAAGUGGACUGUAUCUAGAUCAGUUCCCCAACCUUUUUGACUUUGCAAACUAGUAGGAGUCGGAAAAGGGGAUGGUUCCACAUAAGCGGUGGACAUUUGCACAAGUGCUGGGCAUGUGUGCCCACCACUCAUGCAAAUAGCAAUAGCACUUAGACUUAUAUACCGCUUCACGCAGGUGCUCGCCCACUGUUCGCACAAGUGGGGAUGCGUGUGCGCAUGAGUGUGCUCACCUGCAACUUCCGGGACCUGGUUCCGAACGGCUCAAGGCCCAGAGGUGGGCCGUGGCCCAGGAAUUGGGGAACCCCUGUUAGAACUCAAUCAAGCUCUAGCACAGCACGGUGGCCUUUUGUUUCUUUUUAAACCUCCUUGUUUCUUUUUUCUUUCUAAAGUUCCAAAAUGUAACCUUAUUCUUACUGAUUGUCCCCAGCAAAAUGUAUCCGUAUCCCCCCCUCCCAUUUCCUGGUUUCUUUAAUCCGGGUGGGUUAGGCAGGAGCUAUCGGUAGCCAGCCGUGCUCCUUAUAUGUUAUGCGAGGCAGGUGCAGCAGCACUAUGGCAAGAAAUGGAAGCCUUAUCUGUGAAAGAGAGCUCUUCCUAGCAAAGCCCACAUAUUUGUUGCCCUGGAAGCAUGCACAGUUUCCCAGAAAAACAACAGCAAGAGUGCCAGGAUUUAAGAGAGGGAGGCGGAUUCUAGCAAAACGGAGCAUAGUUUCCUAUUGCCUGCACCUUUCCAGGGUGUCUAAUGCUGGUCUCUGGCAAAUGCAUGAUUUUUGCAGAUCUUUGUACAAGUUUAAGUACCUCGAAAUCAAGAAAAGGAAUACUGUUACAGGGAAAGGAAAAUCAUCUUCAUCAUCAUCAUCAUCAUUGUCCUUUCUUGGAUCUGCUCAUCCUUUUUUCUCUGAUCAGAAAUUCAGCUCUCUUUUUUUCAAUGCCUGUGGGAAGGCACAAGUGCUUUUUCAGCUGUUUCCAUGUUAAAAUCAUUAGCAGACCUGUGCAAUUGUGACUCAAUGCAUGUAGGCUGUAUAGCAGAAGUAGGCAAUCCUUUGGGUCCACCACACAUUUGGAAUUUUGGUUCAUGUUUCUUUUAAGAAUGGGCUGCCCUGCGAAGAUUCCCUGUUCACAAAAUCACUGAGCUGAUCUACGCCUUUGCAGGCUUGAAGGUAUUGCAGCAAAUAAAUGCUAUGUUUGAAGCUGGCACAUUGCUUUGCAACAUGUCAAUUUUAUUUCUUUUUUAAACAAACAAAAAAAAUCUACCGAAUGCACUCCAACUCUGUAUACUCCCUGCUCCAAUUCAAAGAAUCUCAGGUAACAUUGUCGGGUUAAGGCUGCUGCCGAAAACCUUGGAGAAACUCUUACAGAAUAUUAAGGAGUGGUAUUAGACUGGCACUUUCAUUUCUGCACUGUAUGCUUUCUGAAAAUUGGAUAAUAUAUUUUGAAAUAAGCCUUAUCCGCUGCUUUGGCCUUAAUUUGAGAAUGAUAAAAAGGAAUACUAGAAAGAAAUAUGAUUGCAUGGUUAAGAACUACCUACAACUACCUUGUAAUUAGCUAUGUUAAUCAUUAUCUGAAUGGGUGAUAAAUGGGUGUCAUUUGAGUGACAAAUAAGAUUGUGUGGCCAUACAAUGGAACAGGGAGGGACAAUGUGAGCUCCCUCCUUUGCUUUUCUUGUUAAGUUUCCUUUCUGCAUUUUUUGUAUAACAAAUCUAUAAAAUCUAUAAAAAACAAAAUGCCUGACUCACCAGGCAUUAGAGGGAUCAAUUUUCCAAAGAAUUAAAAGGGGACAGGAGGAAUGUAGAAUAGAGUAUUUGAUUGUACAACGGAUUGUUGGUUAAAAAAAAAAGUUGAUCUGCAUUUUGAUGUGUUUGAUUUUGUUGUGAAACUACUCUGGGGAAGCCUGUUUUUGAAAGGCAGGGUACAAAUAAAUGAGAUGACUGUAUGUAGCUUUAUACUCCUAAUAUCCCCUAUAAAAUAAAGAAAAUUGCUUCUUACUUUAAAAAGAACUUACAGUUGUUCAUUUGCUUGAAAGAAAGACCUUGAUACAUUUCUGCAAUUUUUACAAAAACUCUGCUGUUAAGAUUACUUUUGGUGAAAUACCUUUUUAGAUUUGGGAAAAAUUCCACCAGCCUCUGAAUGUAACUGCAGGACUUGUAGAAACUCCCUCUUAUAGUUGUAGAUCACUACAAGUAGUCUUCAAUUUACAGUCAUUCUUUUAGUGACCAUUAGAAGUUACAACAGCCCUGAAAAAAGUGACAUAUGAUCAGUCCUUAACAACUCUACUUGAGCCAUGAUGGCCCAGUGAUUGGAGUGCAGUACUGCAGGCUACUUCUGCUGCCUGCUGGCUGCCUGCAAUUCAGCAGUUCAAAUCUCACCAGGCUCAAGGUUGACUCAGCCUUCCAUCCUUCCAAGGUGGGUAAAAUGAGGACCCAGACUGUUGGGGGCAAUAUGCUGACUCUGUAAACUGCUUAGAGAGGGCUGUAAAAGCACUGUAAAAGUGGUAUAUAAGUCUAAAUGCUAUUGCUGUCCCCAUGGUUAUGUGACCAAAAUUCAGGUGCUUGGCAAUGGCCUGUUCUUACAACAGUUGCAGCAUCCCGCGGUCAUGUGAUCACCAUUUGUGACCUUCCCAGCCACCUUCUGAGAAGCAAAGUCAAUGAAGAAGCCAGAUUUGAUUAACAACUGUGUGGUUCACCUAAAACUGCAGUUGGCGUAACUGUGGCAAAAAAAUUGUAAAAUUGGAUGUGACUCAUUUAAUAGCUGUCUUGCUUAGCAACAGAAGUUUGAAUCCCAAGGGUAGACUGCCUAUACAAGACUAAUGAAGACUGUAUCUUCAAAGAAACAUCUUUAUCUUAAAGGGCUACAAUAUUGUAGGCAACCAGCAAAUAGCGAACCCAGAAAACUCUGAAAUAUUUCUUUCCUUCUAGAGUCAAUCCAGAUUUUUGUAGCCCAGAUCUCAAGCAUGUUUUGCCAAACAAAAAUACCAAAAUACCACAUUAAUGUAUAAAUUCAACCCUUGCUAUCCUACUGUUGAUUAGUUUUAUUGACAUCAAUGAUAUCAUAGUCACCCAUUAUAAAAAUUU
Messenger RNA from Ahaetulla prasina, 5646 nucleotides. It is a transcript of the gene RAB37, whose product is annotated as RAB37, member RAS oncogene family. Gene Ontology annotation, biological process: regulation of exocytosis; neurotransmitter receptor transport to postsynaptic membrane; Golgi vesicle fusion to target membrane. The record is from RefSeq and is a predicted model, not a curated record. Bases 122 to 820 code for a protein of 232 amino acids. Gene Ontology annotation, cellular component: Golgi apparatus; plasma membrane; synaptic vesicle. The transcript has 9 exons. NCBI's taxonomy places the organism in Eukaryota, Metazoa, Chordata, Lepidosauria, Squamata, Colubridae. Gene Ontology annotation, molecular function: GTPase activity; GTP binding.